UAGGCUACACAAAACGGCACGGACACCACUCGUCUCAUCUCUCUCUGUCGCUCUCUCGUAUUCUUGUGGCGUCCCUUUCUCUCGUAAAAACCUAGCCAAUCAAGAAGGAGGAGGAUAACACUGGAAAAAAAAAAUAGAAGACCUCUCUCUAUCCUUCUCUGUUUAUCGCUUUAAUUAUCUCUCGGUUUCUCUCUUUUCCUCUCUCGUCGCUCCCUUGCUUUGCUUGCGCGUUUAACACACCGAGCAGCCUUCACUCUUAAUUUAAGUGGUGCUCGUUUCUAUUCAAGGUAUACUUAAAACAUGUUGCUUUAAUCUUCUACUGAGGAUAGGAUUGAUUGUUGACAUCUUGUGCUGUGGUGAAUGGCGGCUGAUCAACGAAGAAAACGGCUUAAUGGUGCCAGCCUUGCUGGUUGUAGUUCCCGGGAGCCGUACAGAAUGAAAAGGAAUAAAUCGAAGAAUGGUUUGAAUGCAAAAUCUCUUAUUUCUCUUGAGUGGGAUGGCAACAGAAAGAAGGUUGUUGCCAAAAAGGAGCAAAUUGGCAUUAGUCAGAGAGAUUUGAUGCCAUUUGUUGAUUCUGUUCUCCACUAUCAUAAUCCUUUGGCAGAUGUUUUUGCUGUUCCUCGAGAGAUUUUUGAGCUGCAGAAUUUAGCAGAGGUCCUUUCCUACGAGACUUGGCAGAAUCAUUUAUCGGAAGAUGAGAGAAACUUUCUUAAGCAGUUUCUACCAACAGGACUAGGCACGGAAGAAGUUGUGGAAGCAUUGCUUGCUGGGGACAACUUUCACUUUGGAAAUCCAUUGCUUAGAUGGGGUGCUUCACUUUGCUCUGGUAAUCUUCACCCUGAUGUGGUUCUUUGUCAGGAACAGCAUCUAAAGGCUGAUAAAAAGGCAUUCUACUCCAAGUUACAAGAUUAUCACAUUGACAUGAUAACAUAUUUGCAGAAGUUGAAGGACACGUGGGAAAGCAGCAAGGAUCCAGAAAAGGAAAUUUUGCAGAAGAUAUGGAGGAGGUCAAGAAGUGAUGCAGAUAAAAGAAUUUCCCCUUGCGAUACCGAGUCUAAAUUUCAUGGCACUGGGGAGAAUGAGUCGGCGACAUCCGGAUCCUGCUCCUUGGUUGCAGAGGAGAAAACAUCUAGCAGCGAUACCCAGAACUCUCAUGUAACAAAGAGUGGAGAGGUUCAGAAAAGGAUUUGUGAGAAAGGCUCCAUGAAGGAGAAACUGAGAAAGUCGUUGCUUGCUUCAGAUGAUGCAAGACCUGGAAAAGGAGACAAGCUACGCAAGCGCAACAUCCACCGUAGUGACGGUGCUAAAUAUAUGUCAUACUUAAAGAUAAGCAAGAAGCAGCACCAACUUGUUAAGAACAUGAAGCAGUCUGGUAAAAGCAUUCAAUCUAAGUCUCUUAACUGUGUGUUAGGUGACCUUGAUACUUUGCAUGUACAACCAUAUGAAGAAUUCGUGAAAGAGGAACAGAAGAAGUUGCAGGAGCAUUGGAUGCAAUUGGCAAACAAAGAUCUUCCUGUAGCACAUGCAAUCUGGAGAGAGAGACAGUUUCAGAGACAGGAGAUAACCAAAUCUUUGGAGGAAGAGAUAGAAGGCCAAUUAAAAUAUCCAGUGGAGCAUCUGGAGAAAGAUGGUCAUGAGACUCUGCUUCAGGAUCAGAGCGAUCAAUGUGCAGACCAACAUGACACCAACAUGGAGGAUAAGCAGGAACAGAACCAUGAAAUUGUGCUUCAGGAUCAGCAGGAACGGAACCAUGAAAUUGUGCUUCAGGAUCAGCAGGAACGGAACCAUGAAAUUGUGCUUCAGGAUCAGCAUGAUCAUGGAUCAAGAAACGAAGAAUCCAGCAUUUCUGAUUAUGGAGAUUCUGGUUCAGGCUCCCAGCAGAAUCAGUCCCCGCAACAUCUUUCCUCCCUCUCUGUUAGCCAGGAUCUUAAUCCUAUAGAUAUGAAAAUGGAAAAUAAUCAUGUCCAUUUGAACUCUAAUUCAGAUGAAGCUUCUCCACAUGUAUCUGAGUACUCAGGGACCAUGCACAUCGGAGACGCUUCCAUUGAUCAGGGAGUUCCUUUCUCUUCUGGUGGAGAUGUCUGGUCAGCAGUUAGCAUACCCAACUCAUAUUAUGAUCCCACUGCAAAUCAUGAAUACACAUCUACUGGUAGAUUGUCACUGCCACAUCAAGUUAAUGAAGAACAAUGCUCCCAGUUGAUUGAUUUGGAAUCUGAAGUGCAUGAAGAGGAAACUGGAAAAGAUUUGUUGCACAGACAAUCUGAUGAUGGUUCUUUCAGUUCUUACCCUAACCAUGAUCGUAGUGGGUUGCUUCAAUCUUUGUUCAAAGGUCAGGUAACGUUACCCUACCAUAAUGAACAAAAGCCAACCGGGUUAGAUUUUCAAUCACCAAAUGAUGCUAUAAUGCAAGAUGGUCAGUAUACAGGGCAUAUCCAGGGGCAGCUUCAGUCCUCGCUGUCACUUGAACAGAGACAGAAGAAUCACAUUGAGGAUUACAUGCAACAAAAUAUAUCAGAGGACAUUUAUUCAGAGGGAGGAGGAUUCUUGAUUCCAAGACAAGGACAUGCUCCGCUAGUCAAUCUGCAAGAAUGGAAUGUUAAUCCUGUUCGCAUGCCAGCACGGCUCCAAUCCCAUCCAAAUGAAGAUGGUUUGUUAAUCCAGAACUGGUUCUCUGGGGAGCAUCAAGUUCGCGGGGACUGGAAUGGUGCAGGUGGUGUUAGUGUCUCAAACCAGAGCAUUGGAAGUAAUGCAGAUCAAAGCCUAUUUAGUGUUCUAUCCCAGUGUAACCAACUGCACAUGGCAAGCCCCAUUAACCAAUUACGUUCAGGUAGCCCCACCAACCAGCGUCCAAAUGGUACCAUAGAUUCAGUGGGCUCUGCUGAGCAGUUUGUGUUGCCGAGGGCCUAUGGUAUGGUGAGCGGGGUUACCCCCAGGGUCAGUAAUGCUUUACCACAACCAGCUCAUCCACUCGAUUACUUUAGCGGGCGUGACACUGCUAGUUCCCUGAUGCCUGAUGAUAUGGGAUGGAUGGCUUUGCCGCAGAAUUCUGUUUUACAUGAUCCAAUGGGGAAGCCAUACUUGAGGUCGUGGAACCGAUGAAUAUCCUUUCCCCCUCAUUUUUGGUAGGUGAAGUACAAGGUUAUGAUCAUGAGAAGAAAUGCCAGCACAAGAUGUGCCUUCAUAGGAAAUCGUGACUUGUUAUCUAUUAUAGGGAAUUUUGAACUUAUUGCAAGGUUUGCAGAAGUGUAGAAGCUUGUGACAAAUUCUGAGAUAGGUUUUUGUACAUACUUUAUACGAGAGCCAAUUCAAGCACCAUGUAAAUAUCCAGAUGUUAGAUAGGCAGGUGAGAGCAAGGGCAAGGAAGGAUCGAAAAAGAUUCUGAUAUCUUCUAUCUGGUAUGUAAGUUACACUGCAUUUUUUGUUUCCAGUCGCAUUUUUUUUCUUUGUUGACCGAGAAACAUCUUUCAAUAAAUUUGGAGGCUGGAGGCUCUCACAUCUUUGUUUUUUA
Molecule: messenger RNA, 3508 nt
Organism: Populus trichocarpa (black cottonwood)
Lineage: Eukaryota; Viridiplantae; Streptophyta; Magnoliopsida; Malpighiales; Salicaceae
Exons: 11
Coding region: 361-3099 (912 amino acids)
Cellular component (GO): Ino80 complex
Source: RefSeq, a predicted model, not a curated record